Messenger RNA from Didymosphaeria variabile, 1530 nucleotides. RefSeq lists its product as uncharacterized. The transcript has a single exon. The record is from RefSeq and is a predicted model, not a curated record. Lineage: Eukaryota; Fungi; Ascomycota; Dothideomycetes; Pleosporales; Didymosphaeriaceae. The coding region runs from base 1 to 1530 and encodes 509 amino acids.
AUGUCGCAGGCGCUUCUUGGUCGGCUCCAGGAUCCCUCUGAUGCACUAGCGGACCAUAUUCGUGAGGUGCAACUCGGUCCGUUCGCUGACGAGGGUUACUUUUUGACUGAGGCUUUGCGAUACGACGCGGGAGAUGGGACGACAGUGCCGUAUUCAACUUGGCUCAAAAUACUGCAGAGGAUCUUGUAUGUGCAGGAGGAUAAGGGCACUGAGGUGAUUCCGCUUGGUCUGGCGCCGAGGUCACUCAGCUAUAUUCAGCAUCUUGUCCAAGACCCAGAAAGCAUAACGUCAGAGAACGACCUCUCAGCUAUCGUGAUGCACGACGAAGGAUACAUAUCGCCACUUCUUGAGCGUGCAUUGAAGAAUUUGGCCAAUCUACGCUCGCUCACGUGGCGUUCACAUCUUCCCUUUCCCCGCGACGCCCUCCGAGCCUUGAAGCAAAUGUUACCUUCUGCAAAGAUCAACAUCGUCUUCCCAUGGGAAUUAAGAUCCAUGCCCAUAGACCGAACCCUACUCGCCUCGCCUCAAAUCUACUCGGUGGACAUCUACGUCCACAGGAGCUCGCCCUUCAUCCCUCAAGAUGCCUAUAGCGAAUACCGGACCCUGAAAGACUGCCUCGUGCGAGGAAAUAGUGUCAAGCGACUGUCCAUACAUGAGUACAAGAACUUCGAUGUGCCGCGCCAAUUCCGUUCGCAAGAAGCCCCCCAAAACGGCGGCAGCGCUCUGAUCAACUGGACCCGAGUCACCCGCGGCCCGUUGAAUUUUGACUGGCAAGACGGCGACCAUUUCCCCUCCCUUGAGAGUUUGAAGCUUCCAGAAGACGAGUAUCACCUCCCAGCAAAGCACUGUGACAUGUGGACGCGCUGUAUGGAUUGGAGUCACCUCUUGCGCCUUGACGUCUCAGAAUCCGCGCCCCAGCACCUUCUAAAAGUCCUCACGGGGCGCGUCCCGCAACUUGAACAUCUCCGCUUCGGACAGUGGCUUCCCAUUUGCAACGAUGCGUCAUGGAAGUGGGGAAAGCGGCUCGAUAUAAAACGCUUCUUAAACUCCAUCACCGCCCUAAAAGAGCUAACCUUUUGCUGUUGGGACUGUAGCGACUAUCUCUCCCUGUUCCAAGCACAGAGACUAUCCCUUCGGCGCGUGAAGAUUGAGAAUAAUAAGUCGUUUGACAGUAAGGAGGAAAGGGAGCUCGCUUUGCGCUUGCUGGAAACCUUUCCUCGCCUCACCGACGCGGAGUUCAAGAUUCAAAGUCCCGCGCUGAAAGGGUCUUGGGCUUUGACGCAGGCUUUGACGCCACAGCAGAAGCUGAAAUCCAUGCUAAAGGGCCGGCCAACGCUGCCGCCGCCUUUACCAUGGAGUGGACGAGGCAUACCUUGGGUACGUACUGUCAAAUUGGUGCUUACGUUUUUGGUGUGGAUAUUGAGGGCUAUGCUGACGCAAAUGAUUACAUUUAGGACCACCCAUUGGCGUGAUCAGUAUGAGAGGGUAUACUACCCGAGUGAGGAUGGAAUUGAUUUGAGGGGAAUGUAG